CGUAGUAAGAUACUAAAAACUCUCAUCGUCGCCCAAAUUAAUUGCAAGUAAUUUAAAAGUUCUGAGAAAUCUGAUGGGCGAACACUGAAAACAAGUAAACAGACAGACAGGACAGAUUGGUGUUUGGACUUUGGAGGAGAAGAAGAAGAAGCUUGAUAUACUAUUAUUUUGCACUCGCCAUGGAUGAUGAUUUAAAUAAUGAUGCCUUGCUUGCUCGAGUCCAGCAAUUGGAGAACGAGCGUGACGAAUUACGUAAAGAUAUUGAGCAACUGUGUAUGCAAAACAGUGGACCUGGCUAUCUUGCUGUUGCGAAGCGGAUGCAUUUUCAGAGGACUACUGCCUUGGAGCAGGAUAUUGAGAACUUAAGAAAGACGUUAGCUUCUUGCAUGAGAGAGAAUACAAAUCUUCAAGAAGAGCUUUCAGAGGCUUAUCAAAUCAAAAGCCAGCUGGCUGAUCUACAUGGUGCAGAGGUUUUAAAGAACAUGGAAGCAGAGAAGCAAGUGAAAUUUUUUCAAAACUGUGUUGCUGCUGCAUUUGCUGAACGGGAUCAGUCAAUUAUUGAGGCUGAAAAAGCUAAAGAGAAGCUGGACCUCAUGACACAAAAAGUAAACGAUUUGGAGAAGAGGGCUGAAGAGCUUACCCUUAACUUUCUUGAAGAAAAAAGAAAUUCUGCUGCAGUACGUAAUGAUCUAGAAAACCAAGAGAAGCAAAAUGAGAACUUCAAGAAGGUGGUUAAUAAGUUUUAUGAGAUUAGACAUCAUUUAGCACAUGGAAUUAGAGAUAUUAGCUGGGAAGACAAGUGCGAGCGCCUUCUGAAUGACUCAGAAGAAAUGUGGAGUUUUAAUGAUUAUUCCACCUCUAAAUACAUAACUGCUCUGGAAGAAGAAGUCGAGAUCUUGAGGAAAUCUGUUGAUAAUCUUCAAAGCAGACAACGCAUGGGACUGGAAAUUGAGAAUCAUUUGAAGAAAAAAGUUUGUGAUUUGGAAAGAAAAAAGAAUCUUUCCGGAGAAAAGAUAAGGGGGCUAUUGGAGUUGCUACAUCAAUUUUCACAAUUCAGGACAGACGUCAUAAAUUUGCUGAAUGAGGGCUCUUCUUAUCUGAAAGCAAUCAGUGGUUCUGUAGAAGAAACGAUCAAGCGAUUCGAAGUAGACAGAGAACAGAGAUCCAUAUCUACUGAUACAGGAAUGUUGUUACAUAAAAAUGAACCGGUAUAUGUGCAUGUAAAUAAUGAUGCACAAGCACCAUCAGAUUUAAUAACCAAGGCGGAUACUCCUGAUUCGCAAAACAUCACCAGUAAUGUGUCUGGUGAUACAUCUGAAGCUCUUUCUCAGGCUCUACAUGAGAAGGUUGCAACGUUGUUGCUUCUUUCGCAGCAGGAAGAGAGGUAUAUAUUAGAAAGUAAUGUAAAUGCAGCACUUCAGAAUAAACUAGAGGAUCUUCAGAGAAAUUUACUGCAGGUGACGAAUGAAAAGGUCAAUGCUCUUAUGGAGUUGGCGCAAUUAAAGCAGGAUUACUACCUACUGCAGGAGUAUGAUAUCUUCUACGGGAAAGUCAUUCAGGAGAUAAAACAGGGGAAUCCUUUGCCUGGUACUGGAGAAAAACGAAUUGUUCAGGACAGAGAUGGAAAGUUAAAAAAUAUAUUAAAGAAAACAUAUUUUAGAAAGUGGAUUGAUCCGCAAGAUGCUAGUGGAAUUGAAGCGGUAACUGAUUUAUAUAAAGAAGGAACUACCAGGGAAAAAGUCUCCAAUCUUAGCAUGGAUUCGGCAAGGAUGAAGGUUGAAAAUGCUGCCCUUAGGGAGAGUUUGGAAAGUAUGCACCAUCUGACUCUUUCUGUUCAUAGGCUUCGUCUCUCUCUCUUGAAGGUAAGAGAAUCAAUUUUAUCCAUGGGGGCAGUCACCAGCUGUAUAGAAACUCUCAACAACAUUAUUUACGAGGCAAAACUAGUAAAAACUGCUCUUGGCAGCUCUCUUCCUGUCAGUUGGUCGGCCGAGACAGUAAUAUUAUCCGUCGAGCAUUCUGACAAAGCAUUAACAGAUGUUCAAGAGAACUCCAGCGCUGAAAAGGUAGAUUGCGUCUCAGCUGCAGGAGUAGAAAUGGUCGAACUCCUGAUUUUGGCAUCUCAGAUACUGCUGGAUGAUAUAACUAAUAGAGACUAAGUGACUGUAUUCAUUUAUUUGCAUUCAGUGUGUUUUACUGUACAGAGUGGAGAGAGUUGGGUUCAUAAGAUAGCUUGUACCUUGUACCACAAAGUACUGUUUGCUGUUGUGUUAAUAUUAUAGUUCUCAACCAGGAUGAUGUAUACAAACGAAGAUAGCGGGGGUAAAACUGUACAUUCAAAUCAGUUAGCUGCUCAAAUUUAUAGGACUUAAUCACA
Messenger RNA from Daucus carota subsp. sativus, 2374 nucleotides. RefSeq lists its product as uncharacterized. Bases 180 to 2156 code for a protein of 658 amino acids. The transcript has 18 exons. The record is from RefSeq and is a predicted model, not a curated record. Lineage: Eukaryota; Viridiplantae; Streptophyta; Magnoliopsida; Apiales; Apiaceae.